This is a messenger RNA of Penaeus chinensis, 414 nucleotides long. RefSeq lists its product as uncharacterized. The transcript is spliced from 3 exons. The record is from RefSeq and is a predicted model, not a curated record. Bases 1 to 414 code for a protein of 137 amino acids. Lineage: Eukaryota; Metazoa; Arthropoda; Malacostraca; Decapoda; Penaeidae.
AUGUCGUCUUCUCACCGUGAGAUCAGGCUUGAGCCACCAGUCGGAUUGCAGGUGUGGGUUCUGAGGAAGCCACAUCUUAGCCACUUUUGCUCACAAAGUCCACUUCGACCCAGAGCGAACACCUGGCAGGGGUCAGCGCAUAAGCCAUUCCUGUUUGCAUAUUUCAUAGACUCCUUAACGGGGAGUAAACAGAAGGAAGCUCCAUGGGACAUGCUGUUUGCUAAUGAUGUGUUGAGUGGCGAAACGAAGGAAGAGGUGGAUGAAAAGUUGGAAGAGUGGAGAGCGGCUGUGGAAGAUCGGGGUAUGCGAGUGAGCAGAAAGAAAUCAGAGUGCCUGUUCAUGGAGGACCCAGGGAUGAAACCUGAUAAGCUAGAUGGAGUGACAGAAUUUAAAUAUAUUGGCUCAACAGAAUGA